This is a messenger RNA of Oncorhynchus keta (chum salmon), 4077 nucleotides long. Its product is annotated as hairy/enhancer-of-split related with YRPW motif protein 1-like. Gene Ontology annotation, cellular component: nucleus. The record is from RefSeq and is a predicted model, not a curated record. Gene Ontology annotation, biological process: regulation of transcription by RNA polymerase II; anterior/posterior pattern specification; regulation of neurogenesis. The coding region runs from base 381 to 1433 and encodes 350 amino acids. The transcript is spliced from 5 exons. Lineage: Eukaryota; Metazoa; Chordata; Actinopteri; Salmoniformes; Salmonidae. Gene Ontology annotation, molecular function: protein dimerization activity; DNA-binding transcription factor activity, RNA polymerase II-specific; RNA polymerase II cis-regulatory region sequence-specific DNA binding.
GACAGACAGCCACAGUGCUUGCGGAUGGACGGACGGACAGUGGGGCGAGUGUGUCACGAACCGAAAGUCUAUUGGACCCCUGUCAAACUUAUUCAUAGAACGGGGUGUGUCUGGGCCAUAGAGUUUGCUUGCAACUGUGCUGUCACUCAAACUCAUGGCUGUCUCGUAAUUGGCAAGUUAUGGUGCCAUGUCCCGCCCCUCCUGGGUGGCAGUCGUGUAGAAAUGAUACGGUGGGAAGGCUUGGUCCUUCAAACGGAUCAACUCGAGGUGUACCUGACAGACGCACAGCGACUCGGAGAAUUGGGAGACUUGGACUUUAUAUAUAUAUAUAUAUACACUGUACUGUACUCUGAACGAGGGAAAAACAGCAGCGGAUUAAAAUGAAACGGAAUCACGAUUUUAGCUCAUCGGACAGCGAGCUGGACGAGAACAUUGAGGUUGAGAAGGAGAGUGCCGAUGAAAAUGGGAACGUGAUUUCACCCCUUGGGCCGAUGUCUCCAUCAACAAAAACUCAAGUGAAUGCGAGGAAGCGCCGUCGAGGAAUCAUUGAAAAACGGCGCCGCGACAGAAUCAACAACAGCCUCACCGAGCUGCGUAGACUGGUCCCCAGCGCGUUUGAGAAGCAGGGUUCAGCUAAACUGGAGAAAGCAGAGAUUCUGCAGAUGACGGUGGAACAUUUGAAGAUGCUUCAUGCUGCUGGAGGAAAAGGUUACUUUGAUGCCCGUGCUCUGGCCACGGACUACCGAGGUCUGGGUUUCAGGGAGUGUCUGGCUGAGACAGCCCGCUACCUGAGCAUCAUCGAGGGGCUGGACAGCGCUGACCCCCUGAGGAUCCGCCUGGUCUCCCACCUGAAUAGCUACACGUCCCAGAGAGAGGCCCUCACCAUCUCUGGGAUAGGGCACCUGGCCUGGGGCUCUGCCUUUGCGUCGCCCCCCUCCGCCCACCUGGCCCACCUUCUCCUCCGGCAGCAGCACCAUCAACAUCAGCAGGGGGCGACGUUACAGUUACCACGGAGCGCCUCCAACAGCCCUCCGUCAUCCUCCUCUUCUACUCCUUCAUCCUCCUCCUCUCCGAUAGAGAGAGCGCCACGUUCCUCGCCCCAUGGCCAUGCUCCCAGCAGGCUUAGCGGUGCCACCCCCCUCUCUGAGCACAGCCACUCCCAGGGGGGCCCUCGCCACGUCCCCCCCAGCGUUGCCCCCCUCCCCCCUGGACUGAACCUCACUGUGACCUCCUCAGCCGCCGUGACCGCCAAGCUCUCCCCUCCCCUCUCUCUGUCCUCACUCUCCACCCUGUCGGCAUUCCCCUUCCCCUUCAGUGCCUUCCCCCUGCUGUCCCCCAGCACCCUCAGCUCCCCUGCCUACACCCCUUCCAGCCAGGCCAGCUUGGGGAAGCAGCCCUACCGGCCCUGGGGCAUGGAGAUAGGGGCUUUCUGAACAAUCUUUAACCCCCCUCCACACAGACUAAACUGACCAUAUAGAUCAAUAGAGGUCUCACCAUCACUAUGAACUCAACUCAGUUCACCAGCUGAGAAGGACCUUUCCAAGACAAUGUUUUUCUAGACCUUUCCAUGGCCAAGACAAUGUUUUUCUAGACCUUUCCAUGGCCAAGACGAGAUGGAGUUUUGGCCACAUCUCACAUCCUAUAGAGGAUUUCUUAGAAAUUGUGUUUCAAAUCAAAGUUUGUUGGUCACACACAUAUUUUGCCGAUGUUAUCGUGGGUGUAGCAACAUGCUUGUGUUUCUAGCUCCAACAGUACUGUAAUAUCUAGCUAAAUGCUUGUGUUUCUAGCUCCAACAGUAAUACCUAGCUAAAUGCUUGUGUUUCUAGCUCCAACAGUAAUACCUAGCUAAAUGCUUGUGUUUCUAGCUCCAACAGUAAUACCUAGCUAAAUGCUUGUGUUUCUAGCUCCAACAGUAAUACCUAGCUAAAUGCUUGUGUUUCUAGCUCCAACAGUACUGUAAUAUCUAGCUAAAUGCUUGUGUUUCUAGCUCCAACAGUAAUACCUAGCUAAAUGCUUGUUUCUAGCUCCAACAGUAAUAUCUAGCUAAAUGCUUGUGUUUCUAGCUCCAACAGUAAUACCUAGCUAAAUGCUUGUGUUUCUAGCUCCAACAGUACUGUAAUAUCUAGCUAAAUGCUUGUGUUUCUAGCUCCAACAGUACUGUAAUACCUAGCUAAAUGCUUGUGUUUCUAGCUCCAACAGUACUGUAAUAUCUAGCUAAAUGCUUGUGUUUCUAGCUCCAACAGUACUGUAAUACCUAGCUAAAUGCUUGUGUUUCUAGCUCCAACAGUAAUACCUAGCUAAAUGCUUGUGUUUCUAGCUCCAACAGUAAUACCUAGCUAAAUGCUUGUUUCUAGCUCCAACAGUAAUACCUAGCUAAAUGCUUGUGUUUCUAGCUCCAACAGUAAUACCUAGCUAAAUGCUUGUGUUUCUGGCUCCAACAGUAAUACCUAGCUAAAUGCUUGUGUUUCUAGCUCCAACAGUAAUACCUAGCUAAAUGCUUGUGUUUCUAGCUCCAACAGUAAUACCUAGCCAAAUGUUUGUGUUUCUAGCUCCAACAGUAAUACCUAGCUAAAUGCUUGUGUUUCUGGCUCCAACAGUAAUACCUAGCUAAAUGCUUGUGUUUCUAGCUCCAACCGUAAUACCUAGCUAAAUCCUUGUGUUUCUAGCUCCAACAGUAAUACCUAGCUAAAUUCUUGUGUUUCUAGCUCCAACAGUAAUACCUAGCUAAAUGCUUGUGUUUCUAGCUCCAACAGUAAUACCUAGCUAAAUGCUUGUGUUUCUAGCUCCAACAGUAAUACCUAGCUAAAUGCUUGUGUUUCUAGCUCCAACAGUAAUACCUAGCUAAAUGCUUGUGUUUCUAGCUCCAACAGUAAUACCUAGCUAAAUGCUUGUGUUUCUAGCUCCAACAGUAAUACCUAGCUAAAUGCUUGUGUUUCUAGCUCCAACAGUAAUACCUAGCUAAAUGCUUGUGUUUCUAGCUCCAACAGUAAUACCUAGCUAAAUGCUUGUGUUUCUAGCUCCAACAGUAAUACCUAGCUAAAUGCUUGUAUAGCGGGGCUGUUCACUUUUUACAUUCUAUGAUAUUAUAUGACCCAUAAAAAGUGGUGGAGGCACGACACUCUUCUCCAUUAAAACAUUUUGAUUGUGAAUUAAUGAAUGAAUAAUACAUAAUCUUCAACAUAUGGGAACAAUCCCUCAAAAACACUGCAGUAUAUAGACUAUAUAUUACAGUCCCAUUUUGAGUAGACAUUAAAAUGUCAUGGUGCAAGUGAUCAGUGCUGUUCGAGAUUCUGCACAGAUUAUUGUGAACAUGCUGACUUUAUAUGAUUACACAAGACAAUAUAUAGUUACAAUAACCUCAGAAUGUGGCCGGGGAUGUGUUACUCAUUUAAAGGUUGAAUGUUACAAUAACUUUAAUGUAACUUAACUUCAGGCUAUUUACUUUAUUACAAAAGUAAUAUUGAAUUAUCUUUGGUUGACGACCAAAAUAUAAUUUAUAUUCUGCUUGGAUAGCUCCAUUUGUGCCACUGACUUAGUGAGUGGAAUUCACACCUCCAUCUCAACCAAAAAUGUAAGUUAAACAAUAGGAGUAAAUCACAUGAAACUUUAUUUAAAGAGCAUUUAAAGUUUGAUUUGAUUCAGUCCUAAUCUUUUAGAUUUUUGGUUGAGAUUGAGACUUUAAUACAACAUAUAAAUGAUGAAUUUGUUCGACAAACUGGAAUUAAACCCACACUAAGUCAGUGGCUCAGAUGGAACUAUCCAAGCAGAAGAUAAAUCUCCUUCAAAUGUUGGAUUUUGGUUGCGUUACCAAACAAACACAAUUCAAUAUAACUUUUGAAAUACGGUAAAUAUCCUGAUAACUUGUCGACAAGUUAACAAAUGACAGGUUGGGUUCACGUCUCCAACUCCAACCAAAAAUUAAAGUUAAAGAAUGGGAUUAAGUAAGUGGCUCAGAUGGAACUAUGCAAGCAGUACAUACAUCUCCUUUAAAUGUUGAUAUUUGUCUCUCUUAUUAGAGGAAUCACAGUGAUAACAGAUUAAUCAGUUGUAUAAAUAAACAAAAUACCUGACAUUUUA